CUCUCUCUCUCUCUCUCUCGUCUUCUCAUCGCACCUCGCUCAUUUCCCUGCACCUGAAACCCGAACCCGAGUCUAUCUCGUUCCUCGAUCCAUUUCGUGUUGAAACCCUCUCUUCGUCCUCAACCCGCUCCUUCUUCCUUUACCCAAAUCCCCUUAUUUCGCCGAAACCCUAACCGUACGCUAUGUCACCGUCGUCCUCAACUAGCGGCGACGGUGAUGUUAUCUGAUGUGUUCAAUCUCGUGCGGGUGGACGGCCGCGACGUUGUUUUUCUCCUGGAGGACGACGGCAGUGCGGUAUCGACCGAGCAGCGACUGUAUCUUCACCGGCAGAUGACGAAGCUGAACAUCCCGGCGGGGGUCCUUUAUCUUCCUGAGAUUGUUGCCGACGGGUUCGCCCAUGUUUUCUACGUUUUGGAUGCCGGCAAUGAUAGAAUCGUGAGGGAAGUGCCCGAUCGGGAAGGGUUUUGGGGCCAGCCCACCUACGGCUUCGGCCAUAGCUGCCGCGGCUUUAAAAUCAUUCGCAAGGAGGAUCCACACCAGCCUGAGCCCAUGCCGGAUCACCACCCCACCAUUCUUCAUAUAUACCACAGAUCCACUGACUCAUGGACUGAGGGUAUGUCCGACCUGGCUGUUUGUGAUCCUUUCAGAGAGCCCGCAGUCCGAUCCCCACUGUACGGACUCUCGUUCUGGAAGGUAAAUGCUGCUGAGGCAGUCCAGAUUCUCGCAUAUGACUUGGAGGACGAUAGCUUGUAUGAUAUUGCAGGUCGCUGCAGUUUUGUCGAUAUUCCUGAUGAGGCUGAUGGUGAUGAUCUAUUAAGUAGCAUUACAUUUGGCCUCGGCUCUGGAGGUGAGAUAAUUGGCGCUCGGUUUACAAGGAGGCCAGUGGAAGGUGGUCAGGUAAUCGACCUACACUUCGAUUUUCAACUCACCCCGCCUCAAGAUAUCACUAUGCCGCCGGAACCUUCAUUCGGAUCCGAUAUCACUCUCCUGACCCCUUUGAUUGGCUUGGGGAGAGAUGAUCACCUGCAAAGCCUGUUCUUCCUUGUCCUCGAGGACAAGAUCAUCUGCAUAGACUUCCACUACAACGGAAUAAGCUGGGGGCCGCUAACAAAAUUCAUUUUGGAUGGACCAACCCCAAAGUUCACAGCGAUAUGCCUAGGACCUAUUACAAUUUCUCCAGAGUCACACAGCUCCCCAGCAAGUGGAUCAUUAUCUCUUGAAGAGUCGAAGGAAGCAACAAAGGACCAGAGCAGUGAAAAUACAGGGCCAAGCAGGUCCAGAGGCUCCAAAAAACCUAGCAGAUAUGGAAAAGACAAAAGCAGUAAAAACAUAAGGCCAAGCAGCACCAUGGUGUGCUUUGCAGAAUCAGGUGAUUCGAACAAUGCCAAGAGUGACAGUCAUGAUAAUUUUAAUGUGCCUAAUCAAGUGUCACGACAACCCUUCAGAUCAAAAGCUCAAGCAGAUUAUGAAGGAAAUCCUCUUGAACGCAAUCGCACCGAAAAACUCUGCUUGUAUGGAGAAGUGGAACGUACAAAAGAUUGCAGGGUUGGGAGCCCUUUGAGGCAGGGUGUUUCCCAGAAGGGACAGGUGCCUGGGGCAUCUGUGCACAACUCUGAUGACCUUUCUCUCAAAAAGGCAUAUAUCGGUGUUGAAGAUGUGACUGAUGGUGCCAAAAAACUGAGCAGAUAUGGAAAAGACAAAAGCAGUAAAAACAUAAGGCCAAGCAGCACGAUGGAAUCAGAUGACUCAAGCAAUUCCAAGAGUAACAGUCAUGAUAGUUUUAAUGUGCCUAGUCAAGUGUCGCGACUACCCUUCAGCUCAAAAGCUCAAGCAGAUUAUGAAGGAAAUUAUCUUGAACGAACUCGCGCCAAAAAACUCAGCAGAUAUGGAAAAGACAAAAGCAGUAAAAACACAAGGCCAAGCAGCAUGAUGGAAUCAGAUGACUCGAGCAAUUCCAAGAGUGACAGUCAUGAUAGUUUUAAUGUGCCUAGUCAAGUGUCACGACUACCCUUCAGCUUAAAAGCUCAAGCAGAUUAUGAAGGAAAUCAUCUCGAACGUACUUGUGCCAAAAAGCUCACUAAAGGUGGAAAGGAGAAUCGCACAAUAGAGCGCGACAAACCAUGGGGUUUAGAGGCCAUGGUUGAAUUUCACAAACCAUCUGGUGUUUAGAAGGCUAGGGUUGGAUUUUCACCACUCUGUUUCCUCUUCUAUCGUUUGAUUGAGACUGAGUAUGUGUAUACCUGUUUUGAUUACUUAGUUUGAUGAAUCUCUUGAGCAAUAAACUCCUCACAUGGGAAAUGAUUGUGACCUUCAUUUGAUCUAUAUAAGCGAAGCUACUUUGAUUCUUUUGCUCCCCGGUUGAGCUGCAAUUCCUCCCAAAAAUUGUUUUUGCUGUUUUGAAGGGGUCUAUUACUGAUAUUCAAGUUUAGCUGAAGGGGUCUAUUCCUGGUUCUAUUCCCACUUCGUUUCCUGAA
Molecule: messenger RNA, 2474 nt
Organism: Argentina anserina (silverweed cinquefoil)
Lineage: Eukaryota; Viridiplantae; Streptophyta; Magnoliopsida; Rosales; Rosaceae
Exons: 15
Coding region: 217-2169 (650 amino acids)
Source: RefSeq, a predicted model, not a curated record